Messenger RNA from Oldenlandia corymbosa var. corymbosa, 2557 nucleotides. The record is from the annotation of a GenBank genome assembly. Lineage: Eukaryota; Viridiplantae; Streptophyta; Magnoliopsida; Gentianales; Rubiaceae.
UGUGAACUCAGCGGUCGGCUCUCACAGUGUUCUUCUGGUCAGCUGAAAAAACCAAAAGCCUCAUCCCUCCAUAGAGUUAGGGUUUAACCACUCUCAACACUCCCUCUCUCGUCUCUGUUUCGGUGACCUCCGUCAUGGCGAAACCAGGCCGAGGCCGACCGGCGGCAUCGCCGGGCUCUGCUUCCGGCUCCUCCUCCCGCUCGCGCUCUAAUUCUCGUUCUCCCUCUCGUUCAAGAUCUCGUUCUCGCUCCCGCUCAUAUUCCGGCUCCGACUCUCGCUCUAGCUCGCGGUCGCGUUCUCCAUCUCGGUCCCGUUCUCGCUCUCGCUCCAAGUCUUCACCCUCCUCUUCAUCUUCUUCUCCUCGUAGCGGUAGCUCCCGCAGUCCUAGUCCCCCAGUCCAGAGGAGGAGCCCUGGUGAAGGAGCCAAGCGUGUUCGGUCCCCACCUCGACAGUCUAAGAAAGUCUCGCCACCUCCGAGGAAAUCUUCUCCUAUUCCUGAGUCUCUGGAGCUUUGUGUUGAUCAGCUCAGCAGGAAUGUCAAUGAAAACCACCUGAAAGAAAUAUUUGGUAAUUUUGGUGAAGUCGUGCGAGUGAGAUUGGCCAUGGAUCCUGCUGUCAACCUACCAAAAGGAAUAGGAUAUGUUGAGUUUAAAAGUAGAGCUGAUGCUGAGAAAGCCUUGUUAUACAUGGAUGGGGCCCAAAUUGAUGGGAAAGUUGUUCAUGCCAAAUUCACUUUACCUGAGAGGAAAAAGGCUUCUUCGCCUCCUCCUAAGGGUGUUGCUUCUACUUCAAGGAGAGACGUUUCGAAAACUGAAAAUGUUGGAGCUGAGGGAGACGAAGACGGGCCAAAACGUCUGAGAGAAGGAUCUCCCCGUCGCAAACCUCCAUCCCCACGGAGGAGGUCUCCCGUGGGGCGACGAGGGCCUCUAAGGCGUGAAAUUGAUUCUCCUCCUCGUCGACGCAUAGACUCCCCUGUUCGCCGAAGAGGUGAUUCACCACCACCACCAAGGAGACGACCUGCAUCUCCUUCCCGAGUUCGAUCACCACCUUCACCUCAAAGACGAUACCGCUCACCUCCUAGGUCCUCUCCUAGAAGGAUCCGUGGCAGCCCUAACCGUAGACGUUCUCCACCUCCUCCAAGACGACGGUAAGUUUAAAUAUAGGAUCACUUAGAUCAUUUCUCUUUGAAUUUGUUGCCGUUAAGAUGCAUUUCUUUAGCACUGGAGUAGUAGCAAACAAUUUGCAAUGAUCAUUUUAUUUGCCAUUGAAGUUUGUAUCAGUUUUGGCUGUAAUGUUGCUGGAACCUAUUAAUAUGAUAUAAAAUGCAACGGAAGUGAAGGCAAUAUAAAUAGGGCUGUAAAUUUAUGUCUCUUGGUAAAAUCAACGGAAAACUGGAUUGUUGUGUAUCUUAGAAAAAAACUAAGCGAAGACAACAUAUACAAAGAAAAUAUGGAUUGUGGUUCAUCCUAGAAAAAACUGAUAGCCUGUUUUGGUGGUCCAUUCGUGGUAGUCUUUAUUGUUGGUUUGACCUAGUAGCAGGCUCAUUCCGUGUUUAACAAAAGUUUGUGCAACUAGCUAACCUCUUUUGUUUUAGCAUUUGUUAUUAGUAGCCUCCUCACACUUGUUUUCUCGUCACCAGUUCUCCUCCACGUCGACUUCGUAGUCCUCCUAGACGUUCUCCAAUUGGUCGUAGGCGCAGCCGUUCUCCCAUUCGGAGGCCUGCUCGGUCACGUUCAAGAUCCUUGUCCCCAAGGAGGUGAAUUCUACAUUUAUUAUUCUUUGUUUUAUGUUGUUUUGCCUUUUGAAAUAUCCUGACGCACGUUUCAAUUUAUUCCCACAUCUCUUAACAGAGGCCGUGCACCUGCGGGACGGCGCGGGAGAUCAUCAUCCUACUCUUCAUCUCCCAGUCCACGAAAAGUAUGUAUAUCCCAGGUUUUUGCUGAAAAUAAUUUGUGAUGUUGAUUUUGUCUAAACUUGUGUUGCUUGAUUCUCUCAGGCACCGAGGAGAGCAUCUAGGAGCCGUAGCCCAAGAAGGUAAGAUUGGUUAUUUGGGUUGAGGAUUAAGGCCUUAUUUGCUCAUUUUCAGGCCUUUAAGAGGCUGAUUGGUUAACUUGUGUUGGUAACAAAUUCUUUUAUCUCAGUACCUUGUGCAUGGCUGAAAGAGAUAUUCAUAUAAGAUGACCCCGGUUAUUUCUUAUUUGCUCAUUUUCAGGCCUUUAAGAGGUAGAAGCUCAAGCAAUAGCAGUGCAUCAAGUGGUUCGCCAGUUCGGAAGCCGUGAAGUCUGCAAUCUUUCCUUCGCCAUUAGUGGUUUCAAGACUAAUUGAUUGUGAUUACUAUCCUUUCCUUCCAGUGUAUCUAGCUAAAUGUCACUCCUGAAACUGUCAUGUUACGGAGGAAUUUUCAGCCUAACCCUUUUAUAGAGCUAAAAACUCUAGUAGAUCGUUUAUUGUAAAGAUUUUUUUUUUCAAUUAAAAUAAUUCGUGUUUUUGGGUAUGUUUGCAUCUGAAUGAAAAAACAUUGCCAUUAUCAAUUUGAAUCCCUGAUUUGGAUUUGCUA